Oncorhynchus kisutch (coho salmon) is the source of this 5492-nucleotide messenger RNA. Its product is annotated as toll-like receptor 13. The record is from RefSeq and is a predicted model, not a curated record. The transcript has a single exon. Bases 410 to 3262 code for a protein of 950 amino acids. Gene Ontology annotation, biological process: inflammatory response; toll-like receptor signaling pathway. Lineage: Eukaryota; Metazoa; Chordata; Actinopteri; Salmoniformes; Salmonidae. Gene Ontology annotation, cellular component: plasma membrane. Gene Ontology annotation, molecular function: protein binding; signaling receptor activity.
UGACUGUGCUGUACAAACAGGAUUCUGCUCCUCAGACACAUUCAGACAUCAACUGUGGCGGUCAGAGAACACGUUGCAGCUCUGCAUUCAGUUCUUCAUUGUCUGUGGGACAUUUUAUUGUUUCUUUACUUUUGGAACCAAACUAACCAUUAAAUAUUUACUCCUGUUACCUUGAGAUACAAUUCAACUGCAGGGUGAAAGGGAGGAACAUUGGAACAACCAAAAGGUAUGAACUGCUGUUAGUUACCAAGGAGGAACCCAUCUGACAAACAACAAGAAGACGAGAGACUCCAUACUGUUUACAGCGUUCAUAAGGGAUUUACUGUAUCAAACCAACGUCCUACAGGGAUCCACCGGAACCAAACUAUUCUGACAAUUAUCUCAGUAGAUUUGACUGACGUUGGAAGAGAUGAGAUCUAUGUUUUCCCACCCUGCCGUCCUGUUCCUGUGGAUUCAGAGUUCUAGUGGAUGGAUGCAUCCUAAAUGCCAGAUUUAUGACAGUAGUGAAGACUUGGGACACUUUCCCACCUGGACCUGCAGCCAACUACCUCAUCAUGCAGAACGUUACACUGCUGCCUGUCAAGAUGUCACAGCCAUCGAGGAGGAUCUACUUGGACUUCCCCCUAAUAUCAAUACCCUCUGCAUAUCUAUGACACAUGGUGAAAAUAGAUCCAUGUCUCUGGGCUUUUUCUCUCAGUUUCAGGAUCUGGAGUCUCUGUACAUUAUUGGUUGUUUUACUCAAAUCCUUCCAACUGGGAACAGCCACCUUCCAAAUCUACAACAUAUGUACUUGAUAGAUAAAUGGGGAACAGGCUCUGGGUGCUGUGAUUGUCAUAUUGGGCCCCAUACAUUCAUAGAUCUAGUUAAGUUAUGUGAUUUGACCAUACAGGGUUACAGGUUAACAGCAAUGGCCCCAGAUGUUUUCCAUGGCAUCCCUCAGUUACAAAGUCUAAUCAUUAGUGAACCCUGUGUAGAUGAUUUGUCAGAGAUACUAUGCAGAAUAAUGAAUAUAAAGGCACUUAUAGAGCUAAAAAUAGAAGCACCAGAGAUACAAUCGAUAAACCAAUCAAACUGCUCCAUUUUAACUACCAACGAAAGCAUGACACCUGUUUUUAACAAUCUAGCGAGGGUUGACUUCUCAUUUGGUGAAGUAACACAUAUAGAAGAAGGUUCACUGGCUUGGCUCCAGAACCUCACAAUGUUAACAGGGGCUUUCAGCCAGGAAGUCCUACUGGACCUUCCCCUGUCUGGGAUUAAACAAAUCCAGGACUUCAGAUGCUCUGGGAUCAGUGUCAUUGAUAUUGAAAGAAUCUGUAAUGUAGUGUUUUUGCUUUCAAUCAAGAAAAUAUAUGUAAACAAUUUCAAUACAAGCAGCCUCUCUAUGUCCAGUGUUGAGUUGUGCACUGGGCUAGAAUAUAUGUAUUUAAGUGUACCUUUGUCUUUCCAUCCUACUACUCAUUUGGAUUGGUAUUUUAUUUCCAGUCUCAAAAAACUUAACGAAUUAGACAUAGAUUUCCUGAGAGAUAAAAACCCUGAGAUUUGCUCCUUCCAAAAACAACCAAUCACAUGGUUAACAAAACUAACUUUGUUAAUCAAUAUACAAAUGCUUUUUGCUAAACAAUUUAUCUGUCUUGUUAAGCUGCAGUAUCUGGACUUGACACAGAAUUUAAUUUCAAACAUUGAAGACUUUGCUUUCCUGGGAUUGACAAAUCUGGAGUCCUUAGACAUUACAAGUAAUAACAUAACACAGAUAAAUGCAAACACAUUUGAUGGUUUACAUAGUUUGACAUGGUUAGACCUCAGGAACAAUCCACUUAUUCACAACAUUGAGGCGAUGUCUUUCACACACCUCAUGUCUCUUAGACAAGUGUUUCUCGGGCAAGUGCACAAUCCACUAACAGAACCUGUGAUCAAGCUGAAUCUGACACUUAUAUUUGGUGGAAUUCUGAGUCAGCUGACUCAUCUGUACAUUAGUUCAGCUAUGAGGCCAAUGCAGUUGACUAUCGGCAGUAACAUCACAUCUAAACAGAAUCUGAGUCUCCAGCUCAAAGGCCAGAUGGUGUCAUUUCAGGACUGUGACAGACCUUUCUUUCAGUCUGUAACCCAUCUUCAUGCUGAUGCUGAAGAAUUCCUUUGUGGAUCUGAAUUCAUGGGAAAGUACUUCACGUCUGUGGAGACAUUUGACUACAGAUCGAAGCUUUCAGCUAAAAGGGUUGAUUUAUCAUCAAUUAAUCAGCUGAUUCACCUGAGGAAACUGACUCUACGACAGGUGGAUCUUUUAACACAGCGUUCUGCCGACAUCAUUUUUCACAACUUGACCAAACUGGAGGUUCUGGAACUUGACAACUGCAGGAUUUAUUCUUUAGAGGGGAGUUUAACUAAAGACUUAAAAUCUUUGAAAACGUUGUAUUUGCAUAUAGAGAACAUUUAUAAUGUAUUCUAUAGCUUUACUGAACCUCUCUCUAGCCUUAAGCAUUUGACGUUUAAUAAUUUACAGAUGUUUUGCAGUUGUGACAAUGCUUGGCUCAUUACAUGGGCAAAGGGGUACAGGCAGGUUGAAGUGAUCAUGCUUACUCCGUAUACACAUCCCGUUAUGUACGCUUUGGAGGACUUGAUAUGCUUGUCGGACAAUGGAAUAGACACACCUAAUUAUGUCAAGUACACAGAAGCCAACUGCACAACAGAGGUUGGCUUUGUGCUCUUUGUUGCGACUGGCCUGGGAGUCCUGUUCUUCAUGCUGGUGGUGUUCGUCCAUAACCUCACCCUUGGCUGGCUGUCGGAGGACAUGCGAUCCAACACCAGGGGGCGCUACCACUACGAUGUGUUUGUCUCCUAUAGCGGGAAGGAUGAGCGCUGGGUGGUGGAGGAGCUGCUACCUAAUCUGAGGCAGAGGGGUCCUCCUUUCCUGCGCCUCUGUCUGCACAGCAGGGACUUCCAGCUGGGGAAGGACAUUGUGGAGAACAUCACAGACAGCCUCUACCGGAGCCGCCACACCCUCUGCCUAGUCAGCCGCCACUACCUACGCAGUAACUGGUGCUCUCUGGAGAUGAAGCUGGCCACCUACAGGCUGCAGGUGGAGCAAAGGGACAUCCUCCUCCUGGUCUUCCUGGAGAAGAUCCCCCCUCGCCGGCUGUCUGCCCACCACAGGCUGGCUCGCCUGCUGAAAACCAGAACUUAUCUGGACUGGCCCCAGGACCCUAAUCAGCACCAGGCAUUCUGGGACAGACUGUGGGCUAAACUGAAACCUCUGUCUGAAACGUGAUGUCAGAGGUUGAUGUACUGUAAGACAUUCUGGACUGAAAUGUGUCAUCAGAGGUUAAUGUGGGACAUUGUGCUAGUGCAGAUGUAAUGUUGACUCAUAUGUUGAGGUAUGGCAUUUGUCAUUUACAUUACUCUGUACAAAUGUCAACCACUAUUUGGGAUUUGUUUUGACAAUUCUGGUGAAGUCCUUUUAAAUAUUCUACCUGCAGUGUACUUUUUAUGAUUCUUCUGAAAUAAUCCUGUUUCAACUUCUUAGAAAAACUUCCCCAAGUUUGAACAGAUUCUAUUUGUAUUUUUCAACACCUAAUCGCUAACCCAUGUCUUUGUUUGUAAAUGUGUUGCUAAGAGGAACUGAAAAAGGGAUCUGUUUCUGUUUUACUUCAGAGAACAACUACUUUACGCUGCUGUGAAUAACAAUAUAUGACCAAAGAUGAUGAACCAGUUAUUAAUGACAAUACAUGACCAAAGAUGAUGAACCAGUUAUUAAUGACAAUACAUGACCAAAGAUGAUGAACCAGUUAUUAAUGACAAUACAUGACCAAAGAUGAUGAACCAGUUAUUAAUGACAAUACAUGACCAAAGAUGAUGAACCAGUUAUUAAUGACAAUACAUGACCAAAGAUGAUGAACCAGUUAUUAAUGACUAUACAUUAAUGACCAAAGAUGAUGAACCAGUUAUUAAUGACAAUACAUGACCAAAGAUGAUGAACCAGUUAUUAAUGACAAUACAUGACCAAAGAUGAUGAACCAGUUAUUAAUGACAAUACAUGACCAAAGAUGAUGAACCAGUUAUUAAUGACAAUACAUGACCAAAGAUGAUGAACCAGUUAUUAAUGACUAUACAUUAAUGACCAAAGAUGAUGAACCAGUUAUUAAUGACAAUACAUGACCAAAGAUGAUGAACCAGUUAUUAAUGACAAUACAUGACCAAAGAUGAUGAACCAGUUAUUAAUGACUAUACAUUAAUGACCAAAGAUGAUGAACCAGUUAUUAAUGACAAUACAUGACCAAAGAUGAUGAACCAGUUAUUAAUGACUAUAGAUUAAUGACCAAAGAUGAUGAACUAGUUAUUAAUGACAAUACAUUAAUGACCAAUGACCAUGAACCAGUUAUUAAUGACAACACAUUAUUGACCAAUGACCAUGAACCUGUUAUUAAUGACAAUACAUGACCAAUGACCAUGAACCAGUUAUUAAUGACAACACAUUAUUGACCAAUGACCAUGAACCUGUUAUUAAUGACAAUACAUGAUCAAUGACCAUGAACCAGUUAUUAAUGACAACACAUUAUUGACCAAUGACCAUGAACCAGUUAUUAAUGACUAUACAUUAUUGACCAAUGACCAUGAACCAGUUAUUAAUGACAACACAUUAUUGACCAAUGACCAUGAACCUGUUAUUAAUGACAAUACAUGACCAAUGACCAUGAACCAGUUAUUAAUGACAACACAUUAAUGACCAAUGACCAUGAACCAGUUAUUAAUGACAACACAUUAAUGUCCAAUGACCAUGAAGCAGUUAUUAAUGACAACACAUUAAUGACCAAUGACCAUGAACCUGUUAUUAAUGACAAUACAUGACCAAUGACCAUGAACCAGUUAUUAAUGACAACACAUUAAUGACCAAUGACCAUGAACCAGUUAUUAAUGACAACACAUUAAUGUCCAAUGACCAUGAAGCAGUUAUUAAUGACAACGCAUUAAUGUCCAAUGACCAUGAAGCAGUUAUUAAUGACAACACAUUAAUGACCAAUGACCAUGAACCUGUUAUUAAUGACAAUACAUGACCAAUGACCAUGAACCAGUUAUUAAUGACAACACAUUAAUGACCAAUGACCAUGAACCAGUUAUUAAUGACAACACAUUAAUGUCCAAUGACCAUGAAGCAGUUAUUAAUGACAACGCAUUAAUGUCCAAUGACCAUGAAGCAGUUAUUAAUGACAACACAUUAAUGACCAAUGACCAUGAACCUGUUAUUAAUGACCACAACGCAGUGAUUUAAAGUUCAGCAUCGAUCAAAGAGUUCUGUAUAGAAAUGUAGUUGCUAUUUCUUUAACUAAAUGUGUUUCCAGUUGUUUUACUAAAUAUUUUGCUUGUUCUUUAUCUAAAUGUGUUGCUAGUUGUUUAACAAAAUGUAGUUGCUUGUUGUUUUGAUAAUGGUGCUGCUUGAGUGUAGCCUGUAUAUGGUUCUGUUUCUGUUUUUAAAUAAAGAGCAUCACUGCAUUAGAAUAAUU